GAGUAGCAGACGUGACGAUAACCAGCGAGUUUCCAUACAUACCGGAAAACGCCUUCACCUGGCUGUACUGCUACCACACCGGAACGAUUAUAAACCAAAGAGGGUAUCAGUUCGGGCUUGAACUGGACACAGGGUCAGGACGUGGGUUUAUUUCAGCCAGGAAUACCUACAAUAACCCGCGGCGUGUAAGGGUGUGGUAUUAUGACAGCCGAAAUAAUAACGCAUCGGUUCAUCUUACCAACGCCAUCUCCUGCAUAGUUCGUCAAAACGGUGUUACGGACAAAGUUAUCACGUUCAAGAUGAGAGAAGACGCCGACGCGAGGCCCCGGCUGUUCUCCCGUACCGUGAAUGUGGGAGACUCGGUAACGUUAGAGAUGGUUCGGAACUCUGCAUCCACCAGGACUGGAGACUUGGAGUGGAGGAAGAACGGAGUCGUUCUACAGGGUCAGACGGCUCUCACACUCAACAUCAACAACGUCCAGUCUUCAGAUGAAGGGAUCUAUGAGUGCUACUAUGACGGGGCGUAUUCUGACAGGAAACAGGGCAUCAUGAGGCUCAUAGUUAGGGCCUGUGCAGAGAACAAGUACGGAUCCGACUGUGCCAAUGACUGUCCUGACUGUUAUAACGGAGGGGUGUGUCAUGAUCAGACAGGCGUGUGUGUCUGUCCUCCGGGCUUCAGUGGAACUUACUGUGGGACAG
Branchiostoma belcheri (Belcher's lancelet) is the source of this 699-nucleotide messenger RNA. RefSeq names its product tyrosine-protein kinase receptor Tie-1-like. The transcript has 3 exons. The record is from RefSeq and is a predicted model, not a curated record. Lineage: Eukaryota; Metazoa; Chordata; Leptocardii; Amphioxiformes; Branchiostomatidae. The annotation marks the transcript as partial.